Linum trigynum is the source of this 3425-nucleotide messenger RNA. The record is from the annotation of a GenBank genome assembly. NCBI's taxonomy places the organism in Eukaryota, Viridiplantae, Streptophyta, Magnoliopsida, Malpighiales, Linaceae.
GAGGUGCUUGAGUAGUGACGAGGGCAAGGCGACGCUCGAGGAGGUACACAGUGGCACUUGCGGAAUGCAUGCCAGCGCCCGAAGUCUGGAAAAAACAUUGCUUCGACAGGGGUACUAUUGGCCAACAAUGCGGAAGGACGCCAAGGCUCAUACAGGUGCCUGUCAUCAGUGUCAAGUCCACGACAACAACAUAUAUCCAAAUGCAUCAAUGCAAGGCAACACGGGCGCCUGGCCCUUCGCACAAUGGGAGAUGGACCUUCUAGGUCCUUUUCCGAAGCGACCAGACAGAUGAAGUAUAUGAUAGUCGCCGUCGACUAUUUCUCCAAGUGGGUGGAAGCCGAACCUUUGGCAACCAUUACUGAAGCCCAUGUGCGCAAGUUCACAAGGAAAAAUAUAUUCACUCGAUUUGGCUUGCCGGAGUCUAUUGUUACCGAUCAUGGCAAACAGUUCGACUACAAAAAGUUUGUUGAGUUUUGCGACGCGCAUGGAGUGAUCCUGAGAUUCUCCUCUGUAGCAUACCUACAAGCCAAUGGGCAAGCUGAGGCGGCUAACAAGACUAUCUACCAUGGUUUGCAUACGCGUCUCAUGGGCGUCAAGGGGCGUUGGGUCGAGGAAUUACCCAUUGUGCUCUGGGCGCAUAGGACCACGUAUAAGUUUGCCACCGGCGAAACGCCCUUUGCGGUGACCUAUGGCAGCGAAGCGGUCAUCCCAGUCGAAGUCAACAUUCCUAGCUAUCGCGUGCCACAUUAUGAUUCGGGCAAGAACGAGGAAGAUAGGUUUGAUGAGUUGGAUCUUUCGGACGAGCGCCGAGAAGUGGCGUCUGUGCGCCUAGAGGCAAUGAAGAGGCAAGUGGCCCGAUACUACAAAAAGAAGAUGCACCCGCAUAGUAUACCAAAGGCGCCCUAGUCCUAAAGAGAGACUUUCGGCCAAGCGCCUAGGAAGGAAAAUUGGCUCCCAAAUGGAAGGGCCCAUAUUGAGUUGGGGAAGUCGUCAGGGUGGCUACGUUCAAGCUCGAGCACCUCAACAGCAAGUCGGUUAAAAGGAAGUGGAAUGCGUAAAACCUACGUGCGUAUCACCCCCCACUGGGGGGCAAAGAGGCAUGAUUCUGAUGGUGCAAAAGGGUGGCGCCUUUGGUAGUGAGUUUUUUUUUUGUGGGGAAUCAAAGCGUUUGUGGCGUUCGGCGCCUAGUUUCGUGGGUAGCAAAGUGUCGUAGGUAAAGUUGUGCUCAGUGCUUGUGUUAAUUAAAGCGCCCGCAGAACAGCUCCCCCUUGUGUUAAUUAAAGUUGUGCAUGUCAUUACGAAAAGCGCCCGAAUAGUCGCGCCCGCAACAACGAAACGCGCCCGUAAUCGCGCCCAAAUCGAACUAAAGCGCCCGGUCGUAUAAUUUGCGCCCGUACCAAAUUUAAGCGCCCAUACUAGCACCUAAAUACUGUCGAAAGAGCCCUGUACUAUAGCACCCUAUAUCAAUAAAGCGCCCAUAAAGUAAAGCGCCCAACCAAUUACAAAGUAGAAGGAAAGAGCGCGUCAUGAAAAGACGCCUUAUAAUUAAACGGGAUACCAUAUUCAAAGGUCUACAUAACACAAGGAGCCCCUCUCACAUGAAGGGCGCAUAAUUAUCAAAGAAACGGAGGAAACAUUACAGUCGGGCGCCCACAAUGCAAGGUUACAAAGCGUAAAUCUACUCCGACUUAGAAGAUAGGUCGUCCACCAGAGACGACUCGCUAUCGUGGGGAGACGUUGCCUCCCCGCCUCCAGUUUGUGGCGCCUCAUCCUAUCCGGGCGUCUGCUCUUGUUGCUCGCUUAGCAUCUCCUCGAUUACAAAAUCCACCAUUUCAUUGAGGUCCCAAGUUAUUUCGUGGUGAUCUUGGUCGAGCUUUUUCUUGACGAUCACCAAGCUGUCAAGGGACGCCUUAGCAAUCAUCGCCUGUCCCUGCUCAGAGUUGGGGAAGUAUUUCAAAGACGCCCUCAAGGCCUUGAUCUUCUUGUGAGCAUUCUUUCACAACCAUUUAUAUCUCUAGUAGCUUUGUUCUAUACUUAAAGUAUAGGGUAUAUGUGUCAUUUCCAAAUAAAAUAAAUUUACGCAAACAACAUAAACAAAAAAUCUCAACAACCAAUGUCAAAAUGAGCUAAUUGUAAAAAUACAUGUAUUUAUAUUAUAGCAAUUUAUUAAAAACACAACCAUUUAACUUACGAAUAUGAUCUUUCAGAUUUAUGCCCAGUAGCCUAGCCACUAGCCGUCGAUAAUUAGUAUGCGACUUCUAAAUAAGAAUACAAGCUGAUAGGUUGGUGGACCAACACGAAACUUAUCAAUAAUCAAAAUUCCAACACAAAGGUGACUUUCAAAUCAACCAGAUUUUGCAAAUUCCCAAUUCAUGAGUUAAAUUUAUAUGUCUAACCAUCAAUUCGGAAAUUUUAUUACAAACCAGCUACUCAUAAUUAACUUCCAAACAAGAAAAAAAAAGAGGAGCUCUCUCCUAUCUCCACAAGCUAGGUCGAAUCGCUGGGGGUUUCCUAGUAAAGGCGAUCGUCCUCCUUCUGCAGGUUAGUCUAGCAAAUCAACAAUGGCUUCGUGGAAGUACAACAAGGCAGGACUCCUUCCACGAUGGAAUGGAAACUGAGCAGAAACAAAUGAAGGCAACCCUGGUCAUCCCACAUAUUGAGGGUAAGGGCAGAAAUAGGGUCGCUCGGGUAGUUGGCUAUAAUAUCGAGCUCAGAAAAAGGAUGUUGGGCUCUAUCCCGGCGAAUCUUAUGCCUUGAGCCAAGAGAGCUCGAGUGCUAAAGAAUGCUAUGUGGAGGAUUUUGUUUCCCUCGCAGGCUGAAAUAGAUCCGGAUGGCUAGUAGGAGGGAAUCCGGUCUCGUGUUGCCGUUGGCGGCAUGCCUGAGGCCAGCCUCCUCCAUGAAGAGCCGCUGAGACCGGUGGGUAAAUGCUGUGAUGUCCAAAAUAAAGGACUUUCCAAUCGCCAAGCAAUGCAGUCAAAAGCGCGAUUCUACCUAGAAGCGGUUGGGUGACCUAGAAGCGUAAAAUCGUAAGCUUUUAAGUUUUAAAACGUAGAUUUUAACUACAUUUGUAAGGGAAAAUCACGAUUCUACGUAGAAGCGUUGUGGUGAACCAAAAAGGUAAAAGCGUAAGCUUUUAAGAUUUAAAGCGCGAUUUUGACUACAUUGUCGCCAGGUUCCGGUGAUGGUCGUCAGAGCUUCGGCACAUGUUGUCGCCGCCGGUAACUCGUGCAGUUGUCAAAUCGAUAAAUCCGCCUAAAAUCCAGCAGACCGGUUCACCCUGUGAUAUGGGUAUAUUGCCCGGAUAUUGUAUCCUGGAAAUGGGGAUUUUAUCUUUCGAAAUUUCAAAUCGAGAGGGACACUCCUGUUCGGAUUCUGAAUGGUGUAAAUGAGAAUGAAAGGGGAAGGAAUCAAGAGAAUAUCUUGAA